UUCAAGUAUCCUUUUUUUCUUCAUUGUUAUAUAUUAGUUUCUUUUUUCCAAACGAACUUGUUGUUCGUUAGUUGAUGGUUUAUAAUUCUUGCGAACUGCAAACCCUUUAAAGAGUAGAAUUCAGAUUGUAACACUCAUUGCUUUUUCAUAGUAAAAAUCGCUUGCUUUUAUGUUAAUUAUAGGAUUGACAGGAUCCAUUGCUACUGGGAAGACAACGGUUUCCAAGCAGUUUCAUGAGAAAUACCAUGUUCCGGUAAUUGACGCUGAUAUUCUUGCAAGAAAAGCUGUUGAGCCGGGUACGAAAUGUCUACGGCAAAUUCGAAAAGAAUUUGGCCAACAGGUUAUUCUCCCUGACGGUACACUGAAUCGACCUGAACUAGGCAAGAUUAUUUUUGAGACUCCUUCAAAGCGUAAACUUUUGAAUUCGAUUGUUCAUCCUGCCGUUAGGAAGGCCAUGCUGAAAGACAUACUUUAUUAUUACAUAACUGGCCAUGGCAUGGUCAUACUCGAUAUUCCACUAUUGUUUGAAGCCAAAAUGCACACUAUAUGUUGGAAAACCAUUUGCGUUGCUUCUACGACAGAAAUACAAAAACAGCGAUUGUUGAAGCGAAAUCCUGAAUAUUCUUCUGAAGACGCCGACCGGCGCAUUCAAUCUCAAACACCCAUUCAAGACAAGGAGACCCUUGCUGACUUUGUCAUUGAUAAUAACUCAGAUUUCAACUCUCUUUCUCAAAAUAUUCAUGCAACCUUUGUUAAAAUGCAACCUUCCUCCAUGUGGACCCUAAGCUGCCUUAUAAUACCUGCCUUGCAACUUCUUAUGCAAUUCUAUUAUUAUUAUCGCCAAAUGCAAAAGGCAACGAACCAGAAGAAAAUCCAUUUAACCCAAUAAACAUAGACCAAACCAAACUCGAUCACUAAGAAUUCAACUCCCUUAAACCUGGGUUGUUUCUAGUGCCGAGCGAGCGUGACUUGAUAGGACAUUAGGCGUAAAUAAAAUAUGUAUGCAGCUUCCA
This is a messenger RNA of Schizosaccharomyces cryophilus OY26, 1013 nucleotides long. RefSeq names its product dephospho-CoA kinase. The record is from RefSeq and is a predicted model, not a curated record. Gene Ontology annotation, molecular function: ATP binding; dephospho-CoA kinase activity. The coding region runs from base 170 to 889 and encodes 239 amino acids. Lineage: Eukaryota; Fungi; Ascomycota; Schizosaccharomycetes; Schizosaccharomycetales; Schizosaccharomycetaceae. Gene Ontology annotation, biological process: coenzyme A biosynthetic process. The transcript has 2 exons.